This is a messenger RNA of Mus pahari (shrew mouse), 2477 nucleotides long. It is a transcript of the gene Necap1, whose product is annotated as NECAP endocytosis associated 1. Gene Ontology annotation, cellular component: membrane; clathrin vesicle coat. Lineage: Eukaryota; Metazoa; Chordata; Mammalia; Rodentia; Muridae. The coding region runs from base 95 to 922 and encodes 275 amino acids. The record is from RefSeq and is a predicted model, not a curated record. Gene Ontology annotation, biological process: endocytosis. The transcript has 8 exons.
AGCCGUACCCGAGCGGAAGUGACGCGGAGGAAGCCGUCCGCGUCUCAGCCCGCCCCCACCCGUGCCCCGCCCCCGCGGCGCUAGCGGAGCCAAGAUGGCGGCCGAGCUGGAAUACGAGUCCGUGCUGUGUGUGAAGCCCGACGUCAGCGUCUACCGGAUUCCGCCGCGGGCCUCCAACCGCGGUUACAGGGCAUCUGACUGGAAGCUAGAUCAACCUGAUUGGACUGGUCGCCUGCGAAUCACUUCAAAAGGGAAGAUUGCCUACAUCAAACUGGAAGAUAAAGUUUCAGGGGAGCUCUUUGCUCAGGCCCCUGUGGAACAGUAUCCUGGGAUUGCUGUGGAGACAGUGACUGACUCCAGCCGCUACUUUGUGAUUAGGAUCCAGGAUGGCACAGGGCGCAGCGCGUUUAUUGGCAUCGGCUUCACGGAUCGGGGAGAUGCCUUUGACUUUAACGUUUCCCUGCAAGAUCACUUCAAGUGGGUAAAGCAGGAAACUGAGAUUUCCAAAGAAUCACAGGAAAUGGAUAAUCGUCCUAAGUUGGAUUUAGGCUUCAAGGAGGGACAGACCAUCAAGUUGAGUAUUGGGAACAUUACAGCCAAGAAAGGAGGUGCUUCUAAGCCCCGGGCCUCAGGGACGGGGGGCCUGAGCUUACUCCCACCUCCACCUGGAGGCAAAGUCACUAUUCCCCCACCAUCCUCCUCAGUUGCCAUUAGCAACCAUGUCACCCCACCACCUAUUCCAAAAUCUAACCAUGGAGGUAAUGAUUCAGAUAUCCUGUUAGAUUUGGAUUCUCCUGCUCCUGUCUCGACUUCAGCACCAGCUCCAGUUUCUACAAGCAAUGACUUGUGGGGAGACUUCAGCACUGCAUCCAGCUCUGUCCCUAACCAGGCACCACAGCCAUCUAACUGGGUCCAGUUUUGAGUAGCACUGGCAAGAAGUAAGGACACUUGAAGAAUAAAAAUGACCUCAAGGGCACCAUUCUCUGAGGGAGUUGAGGGACAGCUUCAUUUCCCAGAACCCAAAACAGUGGUCAGUCUUUCCCAUAGCUUCUCUGUGCAUUCAGGCUGGAUUCUUUUUUGUUACCUCUGUGUUUCUUGCUGUAUAGCCAGGGGACAAUCUGCUGUUUCCUGCUCAUAACCAAGCAGGGGAGUAGUGGGAAUUAUCACACUGACCGACUUUGCAGAGUUCAGAAGGCCAACUUUAUGAAUGGGAGUGACCUCUAACAUACGUAAAUUCUUGAACUUAUUUCAGAAUCAUCUCAUGAUUCCCUAGUUAGCAAUUUCAGGAGAGAUAAAUGCCUUGAAACUGUCUUGUCCACCAAUCCAAGACUAAAAAUGGGCAGGCUGGCCCCAGGACUCACAGAGUUUGGGUUUUCAUAGGGUUAGAUUUGGAGAAAGCUGUGUCCCAGGCCUUUUCUGUAAGACCUCCUUCAGGCUUAUCCCAUUCAGUGAACAUCCUAUGCUGGGUGGAGCCCCAUCACCUUCUUGUGUGUUUACAUGUCUUUUCCUUUGACAAGAGGGUUGUGUUGGUGGUACCUCACUGUUUUUCUUGUUCAGUAGUGCAGCAUCUUUGACCAAUGAAUAUUUCUGAGAUGAAGGGGGUCAAGGGGCUGUGCUUCCCACAUUGUAGUCUACAGAAGUGUUUAAUUUCUUGCAGCUCCAUGUAAUUGCUGCAUUUGAAGCAUAGCAUUAAUUUAAACUCACCCUGUGUUUGACCUGAAGAGUUUUAACUUGAUAUGUAGAGCAGAAAGCUGGAAGCACUUAGCUCCCAUUCAGUACCCACAAUGCCUUGCUGCCUGGUUUUGACUCCUUUUUAUAAACAUUUCAUUUCAGUCCAUUUAGCGAUUCAAUGGAAAGCUGCUGUUAAUGCUGUCAGUGUGAUGUCAGCUUUCUUUACCUGUGACAGGCAGGCUUUGCACUAGGCUUUGAUACCCAGCUAGGAUAGCUUAAAGCAAGUUCCCACCCCAUCACUCUCCAGGUCUGCCCACCAUUCCUUUUACAGUGCUGUGAAGAGCUCCCGUUGAGGUCGGUGGGUACUGUCCUUUGUUUGUGGGGCAGUUUGAGGGCAGAGUGGGAGGACUCUCACUCCUGCAAGCACCUGCUUGUAUAGCACACUCGGGCUGAGGAGAGUCCUUUCCAAUAUAUCGUUUCUUCUCAAUGCUCUCCUUAGCUCUUUCUAACUUCGGGUCCAUUCUUUCCCAUUGCCUCCUCCCCUUCCCAGGCAGCUCUCUUCUUGCAGAGCCAUGGCAGGACACUUAAGUUCCAAUACAAACACUAAGAAGAAAGUAUAAGAUCACUAGUGACUGUUGGGAAACCUAUUUUCUCAAUCUUCCUCCAUUUUGUGUUCUUUGUAUUCUUAAGAUGAUAAUAUAUUAUGUAUUUGAAUUGCUGAAAAUUGAAAAUGAAGUUGAAGAUAUAUGUAUAUAAGCGUAUGCUGUAUCGGUGCAAUAAUGGUAAUUAAAGAUAUUUAAAAAGGU